Messenger RNA from Plasmopara halstedii, 186 nucleotides. RefSeq lists its product as uncharacterized. The transcript has 2 exons. Bases 1 to 186 code for a protein of 61 amino acids. NCBI's taxonomy places the organism in Eukaryota, Oomycota, Peronosporomycetes, Peronosporales, Peronosporaceae. The record is from RefSeq and is a predicted model, not a curated record.
AUGUCUUGCGUAGAUUCGGCAGCGGGUCGAUCUGCCACACCCUCACCAUCUCCCGUGCUUGUCGCUGAUUGGGAAAUGCCGCAGCCAUAUUCCCCAUGUGAGCCAGUGUCGCUGCACGUACGUCAUCCUGGUCGGCUGUCACCACCUUGGAAAGCGGAUGCAAAAGGUACGAAACCUCAUGAAUGA